AUGGCUGGACACCAGAAGGAGAAGGCGAUCGCAGAUGAGGUCCACCAGAACCAGAUCCUGCGGGAAUUGUACCUCAAAGAGUUACGAACCCAGAAACUCCACACGCAGUAUCAUGUGAAUCCACUCCGCAAGGUUCACACAAUCGCCAGAAAGCCCAUGUCUUGGCAUGAUAACCUGGAGGAACCUGCAGAUGCCAGGUUUCUAAAUCUUAUCCACCAUGCUGCCCAGGGACCAAGGAAGAAAUACCUCGAGACACAGACUGAAAGUCAAGAGAUUGGAUGGGACUCAGAGCCCUUGGUCAACCCGCAACGCGAUGACCACAGGCUGAACCACUUCAGGGUCUACAAUGACAUCACCCUGUACAAGGCUAAAAUGUGGAGCUUGGGAGAAGAUGAUCACCACAAGUAG
Messenger RNA from Eubalaena glacialis (North Atlantic right whale), 408 nucleotides. It is a transcript of the gene CFAP144, whose product is annotated as cilia and flagella associated protein 144. Bases 1 to 408 code for a protein of 135 amino acids. The transcript has 4 exons. The record is from RefSeq and is a predicted model, not a curated record. Lineage: Eukaryota; Metazoa; Chordata; Mammalia; Artiodactyla; Balaenidae. Gene Ontology annotation, cellular component: ciliary base.